Molecule: messenger RNA, 1242 nt
Organism: Plectropomus leopardus (leopard coralgrouper)
Lineage: Eukaryota; Metazoa; Chordata; Actinopteri; Perciformes; Serranidae
Gene: galr2b
Product: galanin receptor 2b
Biological process (GO): G protein-coupled receptor signaling pathway
Cellular component (GO): plasma membrane
Molecular function (GO): G protein-coupled receptor activity
Source: RefSeq, a predicted model, not a curated record
CAGUGUGAAGAGUAUGAGCAUCUCAUCGGAGAAGGUCUGUUGGGAGUCUUAAUCUGAGUGGAAGCUUUGGAUACUGUCCACCCCAUCAUCAGCCUGACUUGCAAAAUGUCUGACUUUGAGGAUCUCAGCAAGCUAGGAGGCCAGGCAAACGUAUCUGAAAGCUACCAGCUGAACCCCACCAGUGUGAUCGUGUCGGUCGUCUUCUCCCUCAUCUUUCUGCUGGGCACCAUUGGCAACAGCCUGGUGCUCGCCGUGCUUCUGCGGAGCGGGCAGGUGGGAUACAACACAACCAAUCUGUUUAUACUCAACUUGAGCGUGGCCGACUUCUUCUUCAUCAUCUUCUGCGUCCCUUUCCAAGCCACCAUAUACUCUCUGGAGGGCUGGGUGUUUGGCUCCUUCAUGUGUAAAGUGGUGCACUUCUUCAUCAACCUCACCAUGUACGCCAGCAGCUUUACACUCGCUGCCGUCUCUGUUGACAGGUAUCUGGCCAUUCGAUACCCGCUGCGCUCCAGAGAGCUCCGGACCCCGUGUAAUGCAGUUGUUGCCAUGGUGAUCAUCUGGGGUCUUUCUCUGGUCUUUGCGGGUCCUUAUCUCAGCUACUACGACCUGAUCGAUUACGCCAACAGCACUGUGUGUAUCCCGGGCUGGGAGGAGCAGAACCGGAAAGUGCUGGACACGUGCACCUUCCUGUUUGGCUACGUCAUCCCCGUGCUGAUUGUGAGUCUGUCAUACACUCGAACCAUCAAGUACCUUUGGACGGCCGUUGACCCUCUGGACGGCAUGUCAGAAUCUAAGAGGGCCAAACGCAAGGUCACCAAAAUGAUCAUCAUCGUCACCGUGCUUUUCUGCAUCUGCUGGCUGCCGUACCACGUGGUGAUCCUGUGCUACCUGUAUGGAGACUUUCCCUUUAAUCAGACAACGUACGCCUUCAGGCUUCUCUCUCACUGCAUGGCUUACGCCAACUCUUGUGUCAACCCCAUCGUGUAUGCUUUGGUGUCCAAGCACUUUCGCAAAGGCUUCAAGAAAGUGUUCAGCUGCAUCCUCAGUAAAAAUGGAAGAAAUAAGGUCCAUGUGGUUCAUGUCGCCAACACUGUGCCCGGGUUUGAGGCGGGCUCCACAGAAGUGUCUCAGAUGAACGAGGAGAACAUGCGACAGAAUGAAUGUGAGAUGAUUAACAGGCCUAUCGCAGAGCCAAGAGAAGCCACAGUGACACUCAAUAUGCCCUUUCAGCGGCAGACUUGA